Molecule: messenger RNA, 1320 nt
Organism: Linum trigynum
Lineage: Eukaryota; Viridiplantae; Streptophyta; Magnoliopsida; Malpighiales; Linaceae
Source: the annotation of a GenBank genome assembly
AUGUCGGGUUCCGGUGGAGUUACGACGGCCAGAGCCCGCGGGGACGGCCGAUUCUAUGUCUCCCCAGCCAUGCGCAAGCCGCAUGAGCAGCUUCAGCAGCAGCAGCAGCAGAGAAGGAGGCAUCAGCAGAGUAUUCAGCAGCAGCAACAACAGCAACAGCAAAGGCAGCAUCAACAGCAGCAACAGCAGCAGAAGCCGGCGAAUCCACCGAUGAAUGGUACUCCGCAUGAGAUCGAGAAGAGGGUAGACGCCGAUCAAUGCCGUUCGUCUUCUACUUCCUCCACAGCCUCAAAUUCGUCGGUCCCUGGGAGACGGAGUACGGAUGGUGUACACACCAAUUUGGAUCGGUUCUUGGAGUUCACCACUCCCGUGGUUGCUGCGCAAAUGCUCCCUAAGACUAGCGUUAAAGGAUGGAGAAGAGGUGAGGAGCAUCACCAACAGCCGUACUUUGUUUUGGGUGAUUUGUGGGAGUCUUUGAAGGAGUGGAGUGCAUAUGGUGUUGGAGUUCCCCUCCUUUUGAAUGGCAGUGAAACUGUCAUCCAGUAUUAUGUCCCUUACCUCUCCGGCAUUCAGCUGUACAAAGAUUCGUCAAAACAAUCCACAAGGCGAAGGCACGGUGAGGAUAGUGAUACAGAAUCUUCACGGGAAACAAGUAGUGACAGUAGCAGUGAUUAUGGAGGAGUAAAGCAUGGUGCAUCGGGGCCACGGAACCAGCAAAAUGGCUUUGAUUCUAAUGUGCCAAACCUAAAUGGACUUCCCUUGAGAAGUAAGCCGUCUAGAGCAUCAUCUAGUGAUGAAAGUGAGGUUUCUAAUCACCCUGGUCAACUCAUCUUUGAGUAUAUGGAGCAUGAAUCACCUUUCCAUCGCCAGCCAUUGGCAGACCAGAUUACAGUCCUUGCUACUCAGUUCCCAGAACUCAAAACGUGCAAAAGCUGUGAUCUCUCUCCCUCCAGUUGGAUGUCUGUGGCCUGGUACCCUAUAUACAGGAUACCUACUGGUCCAACGUUGCAGAAUCUGGAUGCCUGCUUUUUGACAUUCCAUUCUCUAUCGACACCUUCCGCCUUUCAAGGUCGAAACACAGAUGGACUGCCAAUUAACGGCACCCGGAUGGAUGCUCAAUCCGCUGACAUUUCCAAGCUAUCUCUAUAUAGCUUUGGUCUCGCUUCUUAUAAGUUGAAGGUUUCUUUCUGGAACCCAAAUGGAGAUUACGACCCGAAAGUGAACUCACUUCAGCGUGCUGCUGAAACCUGGCUACGGCUUCUUCAAGUGCAUCAUCCGGACUACAUGUUCUUUGUUUCCCACAGCUCUAGCUGGCGGUGA